This is a messenger RNA of Portunus trituberculatus (swimming crab), 6552 nucleotides long. Its product is annotated as cold shock domain-containing protein CG9705-like. The record is from RefSeq and is a predicted model, not a curated record. Gene Ontology annotation, cellular component: cytoplasm. NCBI's taxonomy places the organism in Eukaryota, Metazoa, Arthropoda, Malacostraca, Decapoda, Portunidae. The transcript has 4 exons. Gene Ontology annotation, biological process: regulation of mRNA stability. Gene Ontology annotation, molecular function: mRNA 3'-UTR binding. The coding region runs from base 154 to 540 and encodes 128 amino acids.
AUAUAACAUUUCCACCAGAAAAUUUGGUAACACUGGUGCGUGAUUGCUUCAGAGGCACCGCUUGUGAAACACACCAGAGAGGAAGGAAGUGUUGUACGUGACGCCCCUCUCCAGUCUCCACACCUGUACCUCGCCUCAUCAACACUUGCAGAGAUGUCCACCCCAGGCAGCAACACCCCAGACAGCCCCAGUAGGCGGCUGCUGCUCAUCCCAUCACCCAUCGUCACCCGCCGCACCCGCACCAAGUCCACGAGUGACAUAGCCAUCAGCAACCCGGAGGUGAAGGGCAAGGUGAAGUUCUUCUGCCGAGCCAAAGGUCACGGCUUCAUUAUCCCUGACGAUGGCACUGAAGACCUAUUUCUCCACAUCUCCGAUAUCGAGGGGGAGUAUGUGCCACAGGAAGGGGAUGAAGUCACGUACCGUCUCUGCCCCAUCCCCCCCAAAAGGGAAAAGUUUCAAGCCACUCACGUCCGGAUUGUUAAUUUCACCCCCGAGGUUCACCACCGCUGGGACUGCAAGAUUGAUGAGGAGGGUCACUAGGCCUUCAUCACUGCCAGCACUUACACACACUAGUUAAGAUAUGAGGACCAUGUUCGCAAAGGUUUCAGUCUCCCAUCGUGGGUGUUCUUAGGUUGCAGUGUUGAUGUCCAGGUUUUCAAGGGUGUUUUGAUAUGGUUUGGUUGAUUAGCAGGUUCUAGAGGGAGGUGUUUGGGUUGUGAAGGGUGAUUUCAUGGUUCUGGUGAUAUUUUAAGGUGUAGUGGAAAUUACUAGGGUCUUGAAAGGUGUUGUUAUGGUUACAGUGAUAGUUUAUAUUGUUAUGGAAAUUAUUUGGAUUUUUAAGGAUGUUUCCAUGAUUGCAGUGGUAUUUUAGUGAGUGUUCUGCAUCAUGAAUGUAAAAAGCACCCAUGAAAGUGUGAUUAAUCCUCUGUGACCUUUCAAAAGAGUAUUCAGAAAAGUUAUUAAGAGUUUUCAAGGCUGCCUUCACGAUUAUAAGGAUAGUUUAAAGAGAGUUUCAGAUCACCCGUGGAAACCUGACUUGUUAUCUUUGCGGCCUCUGAAAACAACCUUGACGAGAGACCAAAGCGUUUCAAAGUACAGGUCUAUACUUUGGUCUAUGGAAUCCUAAUUGUUUUUUUGCUAGUUUUUAAUCAAUAUCUGUGUGUGUUCAUAACAGUUAUAUACACACAUUACCGUAUAAGUUAAUAAGUUAAAAAAAUCUACCUUGUGUUUAGGAAGCCAUUCAACCUAUAAAGCAUGAAGAAACCAGAAUCAAAAGUAAAACUGGAAGAAAAUGGUACCUUUAAAGAGAACCAUCUGCUCUGCCCUGCUCUGUUUGUCUGUCUGUCCGUCUGUUUGUCUUCCCUCAGCUUGGCAUGUCAGGUUAAGAUGGCCGGUGCUGCUGCUGCUGCUCAUUGCAUUAACAGAAUCAAAAGGUAGAAAGAGAGAAACUAGUGUUGAGUACUUUAAAUAGAAUGGUCUUGGUCUCUUGCUCUGUUUUCCUUCAAGCUUGUCCGUUUGGAAGGCUGUUGCUGUUGCUCAUUACACAAGAAUGAAAAUGUUCGUAUGGGAGAAAAAAAACAAUCUUGCUCUUUUCCUCUCAUUUCCUCUCUUUUUCUCUCAGGCUUGUCAAGUGUUCAUGCUGCCGUGUGGUGCUCAGGAGGCUGUUAACAUCGCCCACAGUAAAAUAUAUGAAAUCAAAACAGAAUUGGAGAAAUAAAGGCAAAUUUUCUCUCUCUCACUAUUUUAUCUUGGCUUAUCAAGUGUUUGCUUGUAUUUCUCACUGUGAAAUUCAUGAAAUCAAAAGCUCAAAUUGAGGAAGAUAAACUGCAUUGGUCUCCACAAUUUCUGUCUUCCUGGCUUGGUGACAUAAAGGUCGUGUUGUGUCAGCUGGUGUUCGGUGUUCAGGCAUGGUGCUAUUAUGUGUUAGUGUUGUGUGGCAGCGUAGCAUAUUUAAGGUUCUCUCACUGCUUGGGGACUGCCAUCUAAUUGGGCCAUUUUGUUUAAUAAUUUUUGUCGCCCUUGACCAGAUUUCCCCUCAUGCAUAAAUCAAUAGAUAAAUAAAGAGCAGUCACUGAAGCUCAAAAAUGCUGUGUGUGCUGCCUCCUUUUGGCAGUCAUUGGCUUGGCUGAUGCUAAUGGUGCAGCUUAGGACUGUUGGCAUAAUAUUUAGUGCUGGUGUUAGUGUGGUGACAGGCUUCCUUGGCUAAGUGGGAAGAGAGAUUGGUGGUGUGAUCCUGACUUGCUGUUUAUAGUUUUCUCUGCAAUAACCCAAUUCUGCAAGUCAACAUUCCUUCUAGAGUACCUAAUUGUCAUGGUAAGAGAGUGAUGGCUUUGUCCUUUCCUCAUUUUUCAUGCUUUUCUCUCCCAACAAGCUAGUUUUCAAGUCGGUAUUCCUUUAUAACCUAACUCAUAAGGUAAACAGUGAUGACAAUAUCCUGGUCUCUCUCCUUUUUUUUAGUCUUCAUCCGUCAAGCAUGUCUUUUUUUCCUUUUCUCCUUUUCUUGUUGUCACAUUCCUGGCAGCCAAAUUUGUAAGAUUAAAGGAUUGUUGACAUUAUCUUUACCCUUUUUUUUUUUUUUUUUUUUUUUUUUCAGAUUUUCCUUUAGCAAGCCAGUUUUCAGUCAGUAAUUCAAAGUCACAUUCUUGAUAGCCUGGUUAAUGGGCUUCCCAUUGUCAAUAUACUGACCCAUUUAUCUUAUUUUAAUUUGUAAUUAGUUGUUUUUCUGGCAGUAAUUCUGACUCAAAUUCCUGGCAGCCAGAUUUGUGAGCUUACAGACUGGCAACAUUAUUCUGAUCUUUUAUUUCUAUUUUUCUCUUGAACUAGAUUUUUUUUAUCCAACAAGCCAGAGUGACAUUCCUGGCAGCCUUUUCAAUGAGCUUAACUUUACUAUAGCUUCCUUACAGCUACUGGCAUGUCAUGCUACCAUUUUCUUAAGGAAGUGCUAUGUUCUCUCUGUUUUCUAUGGUACUUCCAAGUCAUCUAGGCUUUUUACUGUUGUAGGUUGAUGGUGUUCAGAUAGCUAAGAACUGUUGUAAGCUGAAUAUUUAUGGCAUUUUAAAAUCUCCAGGAAGUCUUAGUUUUCAACAUUGUUUGUUUCCUAGAUAGUUAUUAAGUGUAGCCAAACUGAAAGGUCAACACCCAGACCUGCCCAGCACCACCUUGGGAAAUUGACAAGUGUUGGUCCUUGUGACUUGUGACUUGUGCUGGGGUGGAGGAUGUUGGUGGGGCUGGUGUAGAGUACAAGGGUUUUAGGUAACAAGUGUAAUAGGUUAAGCUUCCCUGUAACUACAUCUAGUAUGUAAGUUAGCCCUGCUGCAUGAGUUUGAAGCAUUUUGUUAGGUUGAGUUGAUGAGUGUGUGCAGAUACAAUACUAGUAAUAUCACUGGUGCCAGUUGAAAGGUUAGUGAAUUCAAACAAAUUUAUGACAAUAUCCUAAGAAUGUAAGAAUAUAAAUCACACUUGAAUUAGUACUUAUUAUUACAAUAUGAUUGGUAUGAAUUAAGAGACUGAGAGGAAAAAUUGGAUGCAGAGUGACUGAGAUGUUACAGUGGUGUUUUCUAGACAGGUUGGAGAGUUGGGAGUGUAGUAGCUGAUGAAUUCCUGCCACUGCACUCGUUACCUGUGUACUCUCUGUGGAAGGUGAAAGCUAAGUAAGACAGACAAAGCAGAUGAAGUGACUUCUAAAAUUAACAAUAUGAAACCUGGUGCAGGAUCACAUGUGGCACCAUUAAGGUUGUCAUGCAUGGCUUAUACCGAGAGUGGAAGGACCAGAACACAAUACUGAAGGGAAGGAGGACCUAUCAAGUGACAAAGCAGAAGAGGUCACAAGAAGAAGAAGAGCUGAUCUGUUCUAUCCUUAGUGUGUAGGGCUACCAACUUUUGCCAUUGUAAUAACCAAACAUGUUGAGUAACAUUGUUUACUGUGUCAAGAAUGUAGCUCUUGUAUUUGUAAAGAGUUACUAGACAUCUUUUGGGAGCUCCUACACCUCUUUAUCUUGUGCUUCCUCUCAUAACCACUGUACACUGUGAACUCCUGUCAUUACCAAACUGCCACAGAAGAGACACAAGGUUGCUGAUAAAGACUUCCACUAAAACAGGAUGAAAUAGGGACGUGAUAGAUGGAAGUGUGAUUUAAUAUUGACACUCUUGUCUGGUAUAUUUUGUGGAAUGCUACGUUGUGUAUGGAUGACUGUGUUUUCUGCUUGUUGCGUGUUCCGUGCAGCAGAGUGGUGUGUUGGUUUGGUUAGUAAAGUUUUGUAAUGUUUUAAGUCAAGUUUAUAUUCUUUAACGGCUAUUUUGAAAUUUUUUUUUAAUAUAUUGUUUAGUCAUGUACUGUAAGGGCUUCUGCAUUUAUACUCUAAGGUUUGAUUGAUUAGUUGAAUUUACGUCAGUUUGUGGACUGGAUGAAUGCACACGAAGACUGUGAGAGGAGGACUUACUGUUGCCUCUCCUGUGUAAGAUUGUACGACAUAUGUGACAGUUCCUUAACUAACAUAACAUAGCAUUAGAUUGUACUUUACUGACUAAUCAAAUUUCAUCUUAUUUCACUGCCAGUUUUACAACUUCCAACAUACAUUCUUCUUUGACCAAAAUGAAAUAGUACAAGUUCUCUGUAAAAGUUUUUUGUGUGUGAUAAAAUUUGCAAGUUUGUGAGUAAAUUAACAUGAAAUUGAUGUAAAAGUUAGGACUACAUUCUCAGAUAUUUUGGCAUCUCAUCUGAUUACUUGCCUCAUGCUGUAGUGGAAGUCAGCGAGGUUUUCAAGGGUAUUUUUCUGGCUAUGUUGAUAGUUUAACAAGAAUCCUGCAUCAUCAAGGGGACUAACACCCAUGAGUACUUGACUGAUAAUCGCAAUAACCUUUGAAAAUAGACCGUGUGGGAUUCAUCGAGGUUUUCAAGGAUGUCUUCAAAAUUAAAGCAUUGAUUAAAAAGGAAUCUAAGCUAUCAAUGGGAACAAUUACCUUGAGAACCUGAUCAGUCAUUGCUGUGGCUGUGGAAAGUAAUAUUGUUAGAGAACCAAACAUUUCUGAGUUACUUGUCAUGCUGUGCGCUGUGUGGCAGGUGUAGUUGCCAGGACUGCAGUGCCAAGUGUAGUAUGUUCCUGUUUAGGGCUUAUUGGAGUGUCAGUAUUUCAGGCCUGGGACAUUUUAGUGUAUGGUAGAUUGGAGAUGAGACACCAGAGUACAUGUAAACAGUUGACGACCAUACAUGCAGGAGUGAAGGUGAAGCAGCGCCUCCCGGUGAUAUAUGUGAUGGUAGAAAGAAAAUAACCGUUAUCAAAAGCUAAAUUGUUUAUAAAUGGUAGUGUUAGUUUAAAUCUGAAGUGUUGUAGCAGUGAAAAGAAAGGUGUUUGUGCUCUAGGGUGUGGCCGUGAGUGGUGGACCAAAGCAAGUGUAGUGAUAAUAAUUAAGGCCAAGGAGGAGUUACUGUUGAGGGAGGAUAGGAAACAAUUAGAGGUGCUGUAGUUGUAUGAGAACUCUUUAGUUACAUUCACUGGUCUUGAGCAAAUCCUGAGUUGUUAUGUGAGGUGCAUGGAAUAGAAAGAGUGAACUUGCCACAAAAAAGACUUAAAUUGACUGGGAACUGGCAUCUAAGUGGGCCUUUUUGUUUUAUCUUAUUUAUUGCUCUUGGCCAGAUUUCUCCUCUUGCAUGAAAAAAAGAUGCAAUAAGAAGAUGAGUAACUUGUGCUUAGUGUCAUCUCAUCUCUGGGUCUGCAAAGGCUCCACCAGUUUUCAGGUUUUGUAGAGAGACGACCUGAGAUUGAAUGACGAUACAAAACACUGGUGGUGAAUGCUGAAUGUCACUUAAUUUAUCUUGUGUGUAACCAUUAGUCCACUGCUCCUCUCUCACUCAUGGUUCACUUGUAUCAUGGGAAGGAGCAGGUGAAGGAGGCACAUCUUAUCUUCCUCAGUCACUGCAAAUGUCUGGCUAUGGAUGGCUUGCUUUCCCUUCAAAGUUGAUGGCUAGUUCACCACUUUUUAAGCCACUGUCUCAUAUUUAGUCCCCUAUUUAGAAUGUCAGUAACUUGGCCUCAUUUGCAGCCUGUAGGUGUCAAUAACUUGGCUUUAUUUCUCCAGUGCACAGUGUAGCCAAGCAUUCAGUAGUUGCAUGUGGUCCAUUAACACAUUAAGUAAUUAACACAACGACACUGGCCACGAGGCUCAGCGCGGCACCAAAGCCUGUAUACUGAAACACUUUGCUCUCACCAGCACUACAUUCCAAAGGCUCUAGUUGAAGAUACUCAUGUUUUUUUAAGGGUAUUAUUAUGUCUGGUGAUGGAUUGCCAAGAUUUCUAGUUUAUUAAAAGCAGAAAGUGUCUUGGAAAUCCAGCCAGUUGUCUCUGUGGCCUUGGAAAAUUGUCGUGGUGAGAGAGCAAAGCGUUUCAGAUUACAGGCUCAAGUGUGGUGGGGUGACCUGCCGCUGGUGGUAUUCGGUCAGUGCUGGCUUUGCUUCAGCUGCUGCAACCAUGUUUUAAUUUGCUCAUAAGCUGUGUAUUUUUUACUCUUAAUUUUACUCUUGUAUUUUUAUUAAUACAGUCUGUUUUAUUGAUGAGA